AUGGCCUCAGAACAAUGGUCGGUGGUGACAGAGCUUCAUGUCAAGACCUCGAAAGGCCUUCGGAAACCCGACAUAGUAGCCGCUAAUGGCGCCGGCCGCGUCGGAGUGAUCGUGACUCACGAGGAGCUAGUUGAGAAGGUUGCUGGUAUACUAGGACUACCCAACAAGGAUUGCGUCCACGCGACUUCUUGUACGAUCUCCUGGCGAGGUGUUUGGAGUCACUCCUCCUAUAAGGAGUUGAAGACACUCAUAGGGCUAAAGGAGAGUCUGUUCAGAGCUAUAUCGGUAGUGGUAUUGCGCGGCUCAAACAUGAACUAG
Parnassius apollo (apollo) is the source of this 318-nucleotide messenger RNA. The record is from the annotation of a GenBank genome assembly. Lineage: Eukaryota; Metazoa; Arthropoda; Insecta; Lepidoptera; Papilionidae.